CAGGUCACGACCUCGAUCCUCUUCAUCGCCUGCGCCCUCGUGGCGGCUUCGGAGUACAUAGGAGACCCGAUCCAGUGCCUGGACGGGGGGCUGCCCGUCGAUAAACCCGUCAAUACCUACUGCUGGAUCACCUCCUACCUUUACGAUCAAUACCACAACUGGUCUGGGGAAUCAUGCUGGUUUCCACGAAGAGACCUACCAUGCGUACUAUCAGUGGGUCCCCUUCGUGCUCUUCUUCAUGGGAUGCAUCUUCUACCUUCCCCAUCUCCUGUGGAAGGGGAUGGAGGCAAAGACCGUCCAGCUCCUCCUGCAGGGACUCCACCGCCACACGAUGGAUCCGGACGUCGUUUCAAAGAGAGACAACAUCGUCAAGUACAUGAAGGUCUCCAAGAAGGCCAGCGCCUGCAACUACAAGUACGGAAUCCCCUACAUGAUCUGCGAGUUUUUCAACCUGGUCAACGUCAUCGUUCAGAUGAUCCUGCUGGACGCUUUCUUCAACGGCGCCUUCACCACCUACGGCACCGACGUCUUGAGCCACAUCGUCGACGACACCGAGUUCGACGACCCGUUCCGAUCCCGGUUCCCUAAGCUGACCAAAUGCACCUACAGGUACAUCGGCCCCUCUGGAACGAUCGCCUUUAGGCAGCCGCUGUGCAUCUUGCCGCAGAACAUCCUCAACGAGAAGGUCUUCGUCAUCUUGUGGUUCUGGUUCGUCAUCCUGGCCACCAUCACCAGCAUGCAGCUGGUGUACCGCCUGGUCAUCGCCCUGGCGCCUGCUCUGAGGGUCCACGUGCUGGAACAGAGAGGCAAGCUGGAAUCCAGCAACUUGAUGGAAAAGGCCAUCCAGCGCCUGACCCUCGGGGACUUCUGCCUCCUCAGUAUCCUAGGGAAGAACCUGGACGCCAUCACCUUCAAGGAUAUCCUGAAGGACGCCAUACUGGCCGACGAUCUCAACGGCAACCCUUACAACCGCCUUGGGCACGACGCCGACGCCGACGAAGAGGAUCCGGCAUUGCGCAAGAAGAGGAUGGAAAUGGAGGAUGACGAGACGUCCUUGUAACUGGACAUCCCCCCCCCAAAGAUUAAAGGAGAAAACAUCCUAGAUAUAUUUCUGAUAUUUCCGCUAACGGCGAUCGUUCGUUUCUUCAUACCCAUCACCACAAGUUUCUGAAACGCCUACCUGCUUCCGUUUAGCCUAAAGGCUAAAACCUGUCCUCCUCUGAUAUAGGCAGUCGGUCCUUUGCUUCUUUUGUGGUUAAGCCUCAACCCUCUUCUUUCUUCACUCUUGCUUUUUUUCUUUUUGAUUCUUUGGCUCUGCAUUCAGAAGAAAAAUAAAUGAGGAAUACGUUAUGGAGUGCAACGUUUGGCUCUUGGCAUGACGUAUCCAUAGGCCUUGGACGUAUCCCAAGCUUGAUAACAUGCUGUUCCACUCUUCGAAGUUGAUAUCCGCAUCACGGUCUCAACGAGUCAAAAAAAACGGAACUUAAAUCAGUUUCGUUCAUACAGAAUUAAUAAAUACAAAAUGAUCUGUAACACUUAAAAAUCUUGACAUUAUAAUGCCUUGUGAUUAUCACCUUAUGGUGUGAUUUUCUUAUAUUUAAAAAAUAAAUGCGGUCAGAGUGAUACUUACGCAAGUAUAUAGCUGAAUGCAUACUUACAGAGAGAGAGAGAGAGAGAGAGAGAGAGAGAGAGAGAGAGAGAGAGAGAGUAAUAAUUGCUCAGUUGAGAAGGACUUCCGUAGUUCAUUUGUCAACAACAAUUAGAUGUAGAAGGGCAAGAACAAUUAAACAAUGCAGAAGCCAAUAGUUGUACAAAAUGUCUUCAUUACUUUCCAAAUAAACAUUUUCUUGUUGGAUAGACCGACCAACGACACUGGAUCUCAGCUUUUCUCGCAGUUCCACAUCUUGUAUUUACCUUCAAAGAAUGAAUUGGAAUGGUGUCUCUCUACACUGCUAGUUCAUCAUCUAAUCUUUUCUGUAUAAUCGGAUGACGUUAUUUAUAAAUUUCUGUGAUUAAAUAAACCUAGUUAAUAAAUC
Macrobrachium nipponense is the source of this 2036-nucleotide messenger RNA. RefSeq names its product innexin inx3-like. The transcript is spliced from 6 exons. NCBI's taxonomy places the organism in Eukaryota, Metazoa, Arthropoda, Malacostraca, Decapoda, Palaemonidae. Bases 239 to 1060 code for a protein of 273 amino acids. The record is from RefSeq and is a predicted model, not a curated record. Gene Ontology annotation, cellular component: gap junction; plasma membrane. Gene Ontology annotation, molecular function: gap junction channel activity.